This is a messenger RNA of Oldenlandia corymbosa var. corymbosa, 990 nucleotides long. The record is from the annotation of a GenBank genome assembly. NCBI's taxonomy places the organism in Eukaryota, Viridiplantae, Streptophyta, Magnoliopsida, Gentianales, Rubiaceae.
AUGGCAGACGGUGUUGCUCCGCCGUCGGAAGUUUUAGCAUUGGGGCCACCUAUUAUUCUCCGAACAAAAUACGAGAAACAAUUGAGUGAGAAGUUCCGGGUCCUUAAACCAUGGGAAUCUCCGCUUCCUCUGCAGCAAUUCCUCCGAACCCAUGCCCGAAAUACCAGAGCCUUGAUUUGUUCCGGUGCCUUCAAGUACCUCGGAGCCGAAACACUCGAUCUCCUGCCGUCGCUCCGCCUCGUCGUGACCUCCAGCGCCGGCCUUGACCAUAUUGACCUUCAGGAGUGUCGCCGCCGGGACAUCGCGGUGGCGUACGCCGGCACCAUUUUCUCGGCGGAUGUUGCUGACAUGGCAGUUGGGUUGCUGAUUGAUGUGCUCAGGAAAAUCGGUGCCGCUGAUCGCUUCGUGAAGAGUGGGCUUUGGCCAGUUCAGCCGGUUGAUGAAUCCUAUCCCCUCGCCACCAAGCUGUCGCACAAGCGAGUCGGGAUUGUUGGAUUAGGAAGCAUCGGCCAAGAAGUCGCUAAGAGACUCGAGGCCUUUGACUGCAAAAUCUCGUACCAAUCAAGGACCAAGAAGUGUUCUGUUUCCUACCCGUUUUACGAUGGUGUCCGUGAAUUAGCAGCGAAUUGCGACAUUCUUGUUGUCUGCUGCGCGUUGAACGAUCAAACUUAUCAUCUGAUCAAUAAGGAAGUUCUCGAGGCGCUGGGAAAACAAGGCGUAAUCAUUAACAUUGCACGUGGACCUGUUAUCGAUGAGAAGGAACUUGUGCAGUUUCUGCAAGAAGGAAGAAUCGCAGGUGCGGGAUUGGAUGUUUUCGAAGAUGAGCCAAAUGUUCCUUCUGAACUCUGUGGACUGGACAAUGUUGUGUUGUCUCCUCAUUAUGCUGCCUUAACAGAGGAAUCUUUUAGGGAAAUGUACGAGCUCAUAGUUUCAAAUUUAGAAGCUUUCUUCUCAGACCAGCCCCUGAUUUCUCCUGUGGUCUUGAAGUAA